AUGGCUUCGACACAAACGACAACCACAACCAUCCACUUAAAAGAUUACGACUCUUCCAGCACAUCGGCCCCUGUCAACACUGGCGCAGAACCUGCCCAAGAUGUCACAUUGAAUACAUCCACGACCACGCGCCGCCGCGGUGCGCAACCAUUUCCCGUUCGUGCAGACGACGAUGCCGCAAUUAUUGAGGCGUCUCGUGCGCUUGACGAGGAAUGUCCUGAUGGCGGCUAUGGCUGGAUCAUCGUGCUUAGUGGUGCCAUGCUCAUGUGGUGGGCGUCCGGAACGACCUACGCGUGGGGGGUCGUCCAGCGCAAGCUUGUCGAGGAGCAUCUGGCAGGCCCGGCUACUCUGUCGUUUAUCGGCUCUUUACAAGCAUCCAUGCCCGCAUGGUUUGCAGUGCUGGACGCGUUCGUCAUGCGUCGCUGGCUGGGGUCAAGAAAGCUCGCCAUGCUGGGCAUGUUUACCAUGGGCCUUGGCGGCAUCCUGGCCAGCUUUUGCACAGACAGUAUUCCCGGCCUCUUCGUUACCUUUGGCUUCCUUGCUGGCGCGGGUGGAAGCUGUGGAUUUGCUGUCGUCGCGGCUGUCCCUGCGCAAUACUUCAAUACUCGACGUGGCCUCGCUAAUGGUCUCAUCUUUGCGGGAAGCGGCUUCGGCGGCGCCACGAACAGUUUUUUCAUGGAUGCGCUCAUCCGCAACUUGGGUAUUGCGUGGGCUUUCCGUGUGCUCGGCCUGGUGACCAUUGCGACUGGUCUAUUCGCGGGCUGGUUCAUGAUGGAAAGGACAAAGAUCCCUGAUAAACGAUUUGUUGAUAUGAAAUUGUUUAAAAACACGAAUUUCACACUCUUGUGGCUGUGUGCCGCUGUCGGCAACUUCCCCAUCUUCGUUCCGCCCUUCUUCCUCCCCCUCUACAACCAAGCGCUGGGAUUUUCUUCCAGCACAGGCGCUGGUCUUGUAGCGGGGUUCACCUUGUCAUCUGCCAUUGGCCGUAUUCUUUGCGGCUUUUGCUGCGAUAGAUUUGGUCCCGUGAAUGUUCUUCUGGCAUCACUGCUACUGUCUGCUUUUAGCAUGCUUGUCAUCUGGCCCGUCUCGCAGUCUCUCGCGCCCCUCGCAAUUUUCUGCAUUCUCAAUGGUGUCUCGAACGGCGGAUUCUUUUCCUGCACGCCCACUGUUGCCACUAGUAUCUUUGGUAGCCAGCGCGUGAGCGUCGUUAUGGGUAUGAUCAUGACUGCUUGGGCUGGGGGUUAUCUCUUGGGCUCUCCCAUUGCUGGUUACCUGCUGGAGGCCUUUGGUGGAGCUAGCGGUGGCUUGAAGGCGUACCGCCCUGCUAUGUUUUACGCAGGCAGCCUCGCUUUAAUUUCCGCGAUUCUCUUGGCAAUUGUCCGCUUUCGUAUCAACAAAAAGUUCCUCGCGGUUGUAUAA
Molecule: messenger RNA, 1419 nt
Organism: Akanthomyces muscarius
Lineage: Eukaryota; Fungi; Ascomycota; Sordariomycetes; Hypocreales; Cordycipitaceae
Exons: 3
Coding region: 1-1419 (472 amino acids)
Biological process (GO): transmembrane transport
Cellular component (GO): fungal-type vacuole membrane
Molecular function (GO): transmembrane transporter activity
Source: RefSeq, a predicted model, not a curated record